Molecule: messenger RNA, 3326 nt
Organism: Lotus japonicus
Lineage: Eukaryota; Viridiplantae; Streptophyta; Magnoliopsida; Fabales; Fabaceae
Product: cell division cycle protein 48 homolog
Exons: 10
Coding region: 508-2964 (818 amino acids)
Biological process (GO): mitotic spindle disassembly; retrograde protein transport, ER to cytosol; autophagosome maturation
Cellular component (GO): VCP-NPL4-UFD1 AAA ATPase complex; nucleus; cytosol
Molecular function (GO): ATP hydrolysis activity; polyubiquitin modification-dependent protein binding; ATP binding
Source: RefSeq, a predicted model, not a curated record
AGAGACCAUCGAAGCUUUACGUCGACUAAACCAACACUAAGUUUUCAACCUACAAGAUGGGUCGGGCCGAAUUCAACUUGGCAUCACCCAGUUCCAAUGCUAAGUUGGCCGGUGAAGUAAGUAUCAAUUGUGAAGUGCCUCUAAUUGAUGUUGGGCAAUAAGUUGGUCGAUAAUUUUAGCGUCCGUCCACGCCAAUGCUAAUGGCAACGGUUUGUCUGAUGUACAAUAUCGUAGACUGUGUGAGUGCAUGAGGUGGUGGCAUCACGAGAGUGUUACACGGAAGCAUAAAAACAUGGAGGAUGGCGGCGUAAGAGGUGGUACCUGGUACGUGGCUGCUCCCGAAAAUGUUCAUGGACACUCGGAUGCAGCUCAUUGGAGUUGAUAUCAUCAUCAUAUCAUGUCCCAAAUUAAACUAUCUCUCUUUGUUUUUUCUCUUAUUUUCCUGUGAUAUUCCAUGUUCCCCUUAAGCUAUGCUAAGCUAAGCUACUUACCAUUGAUAUCAACUCCAUGGCGAAUCCAACCUCACCCUCACCCAACCCUGAUAAGGCUCAAUCCUCUGCUGGCCCGAAAAGUGACAAGAAGGAUUAUUCCACUGCAAUACUAGAACGCAAGAAGUCCCCUAACCGUCUAGUAGUUGAUGAAGCAAUUAAUGAUGAUAAUUCAGUGGUUACUCUGCACCCUGUUACAAUGGAAAAGCUUCAACUUUUCCGGGGUGACACGGUUCUGAUAAAGGGAAAGAAGAGAAGGGACACAAUAUGCAUUGUUCUUACUGAUGAACUGUGUGAUGAGCCAAAAAUAAGGAUGAAUAAGGUUGUUCGGGCUAAUCUUCGAGUGCGGCUUGGAGAUGUUGUCUCUGUUCAUCAAUGUCCUGAUGUCAAGUAUGGGAGUCGAGUUCACAUCCUUCCAAUUGAUGAUACUAUUGAGGGUGUCACUGGCAACUUGUUUGAUGCAUAUCUAAAGCCAUAUUUUCUGGAGUCAUACCGGCCAGUGAGGAAAGGGGACUUGUUCCUCGUUAGGGGCGGGAUGCGAAGCGUUGAAUUCAAAGUAAUAGAGACUGAUCCUGGAGAAUACUGUAUUGUGGCACCUGAUACUGAAAUCUUCUGUGAGGGGGAACCCAUCAAAAGGGAAGAUGAGGAGAAAUUGAAUGAAGUUGGCUAUGAUGAUGUUGGUGGUGUUAGGAAGCAAAUGGCGCAAAUUCGAGAGCUUGUAGAGCUUCCACUUAGACACCCGCAACUCUUCAAAUCAAUUGGCGUUAAGCCCCCAAAAGGGAUAUUGCUUUAUGGACCACCUGGUUCUGGGAAGACUCUGAUUGCAAGAGCAGUGGCUAAUGAGACAGGUGCAUUCUUCUUUCUGAUUAAUGGACCCGAAAUCAUGUCGAAGCUGGCCGGUGAGAGCGAGAGCAAUCUGAGGAAGGCGUUUGAAGAAGCUGAAAAUAACUCCCCUUCCAUCAUUUUUAUUGAUGAGUUGGACUCGAUUGCUCCCAAGAGAGAGAAGACACACGGUGAAGUGGAGAGGCGUAUUGUUUCGCAGCUUUUAACUCUAAUGGAUGGCCUCAAGUCUCGAUCGCAUGUUAUUGUAAUUGGAGCCACAAAUAGGCCUAAUAGUAUUGAUCCUGCUCUCAGAAGGUUCGGAAGGUUUGAUCGGGAGAUUGACAUCGGCACACCGGACGAAAUUGGAAGGUUGGAGGUUCUUAGAAUUCAUACAAAGAAUAUGAAACUUUCAGAUAAUGUUGAUCUUGAAAGAGUAGCUAGAGAUACCCAUGGUUAUGUUGGAGCAGAUCUUGCUUCUCUUUGCACAGAGGCUGCACUGCAGUGUAUCCGGGAGAAAAUGGAUGUGAUUGACUUAGAGGAUGAAACAAUUGAUGCCGAGGUGUUGAGUUCCAUGGCUGUGACCAACGAACACUUCCAAACUGCUUUAGGUUCUUCAAACCCAUCUGCCCUGCGCGAAACAGUUGUGGAGGUUCCAAAUGUUUCAUGGGAUGAUAUUGGAGGCUUAGAGAAUGUCAAAAGGGAGCUUCAAGAGACUGUUCAAUACCCAGUGGAACAUCCUGAAAAGUUUGAGAAAUUCGGCAUGGCACCUUCCAAAGGUGUUCUCUUCUAUGGACCUCCUGGCUGUGGUAAAACCCUGUUAGCAAAAGCAAUUGCUAAUGAAUGCCAAGCCAACUUCAUAAGUGUCAAGGGCCCUGAGUUGCUGACAAUGUGGUUUGGUGAAAGCGAGGCCAACGUUCGCGAAAUAUUUGAUAAGGCCCGGGGAUCAGCUCCAUGUGUGCUUUUCUUUGAUGAACUUGACUCAAUUGCAACCCAGCGAGGCAGUUCUGUAGGGGAUGCUGGCGGUGCUGCAGAUAGGGUGUUGAACCAACUAUUAACAGAAAUGGAUGGUAUGACUGCUAAGAAAACGGUUUUCAUCAUCGGCGCAACAAACAGACCAGACAUCAUAGACCCUGCAUUGCUCAGGCCGGGACGAUUGGACCAACUGAUUUACAUUCCUUUACCGGAUGAAAGUUCACGCCUUCAAAUCUUCAAGGCGUGUUUGAGGAAGUCGCCAAUCUCUAAGGAUGUUGACCUGGCUGCUCUGGCCCGUUACACUCAGGGAUUUAGUGGUGCUGAUAUUACUGAAAUUUGUCAACGAGCUUGCAAAUAUGCCAUCAGAGAAGAUAUUGAAAAGGGUAUAGAGCAGGAAAGAAGAAAAAGAGAGAACCCAGAAGCCAUGGAAGAAGAUGAGACUGAAGAGGAGGUAGCUGAGAUAAAACCAGCUCACUUUGAAGAGUCAAUGAAGUUUGCUCGCCGGAGUGUCAGUGAUGCUGACAUCAGGAAAUACCAGGUGUUUGCUCAGACCUUGCAACAGUCUCGUGGAAUCGGAACGGAGUUUCGGUUUCCUGACCGAAAUGAGAACACUGCAACAGCAACAGCCUCUGAUCCUUUCUCGUCUGUUACCGCAGAUGGAGAGGAUGAUCUCUACAGUUAAUGGAAGUGUCCGAUGUGAGUUGGGGUAUGUGGUUCAUGUCCACUUGUUUUUGUAUUUCUGCCAUGACUUAGCUUGUAUCAUAUAAUUUUGUGCUAAUAAGUGUUUGCAUUCUUUUUUCUUGAAUGUGAAUGUGAUACUAAGAGAUCAGACAUCAGACAUGUGAGAUAAGAAGGAAACAGGUAGAAAAAAUGUGUGAAAGUUGAAUGUUAAUAAAAUAGUGUGCAAAAAUAAUCCCCUUCAUGUUGAAGGAGCAGUUGUAUUACAAUGAGGGUAAGCUUAAUUUUGCUCUCAUAUUUGAUUUGUAGAGUAUAUAUCAGCUAUAUAUAUCUUUAUUAUAGCAGAGAGAUUAUAUGCUUUGUGCA